Messenger RNA from Didymodactylos carnosus, 722 nucleotides. NCBI's taxonomy places the organism in Eukaryota, Metazoa, Rotifera, Eurotatoria, Philodinida, Philodinidae. The record is from the annotation of a GenBank genome assembly.
GUCUAGCAUCAGAUGAUGCUGAAAAAUUUCUUAAAUCAAUUAAAAACAUCUUCAAAACAGAUGAGAGUUUAAAUGAUCGACAGAAAUUAGAAAUAAUACGUGGUAAAUUAACGAAAACGGCCGGCGCAUGGUAUGACAAUUUCGAUUCACCAUUUGCAGAUUUAUUUGAAUUUGAAAUAGCAUUCGUUAGCAGAUAUUCAUCGUCAUUAAAUAAACUCACCAAGUUUGAUAAAUUAUUACAACGUAAACAGCAAGAUAAUGAAUCUGUAACAAAUUAUUAUGAUGAAAUCGUAACGUUAUGUCGCGAAGUAGAUGUAAAAGUGUCUGAAUCAACAAUCAUACAGCAUUUACUAGCUAGAGCGAAAGCAGAAUUUCGUAAAGAACUAUUUCGUCAGACACCAUUUGAAUCAUUGAUAAAUUUCUUACAAGCAGCUAAAAAAGAAGAAGAUUUGCAGAAAACUUUAGAAAAAUCCCUAAAUACUGAUUUUAAAACAGAACAACCAUAUUUUACAUUUAAUAUACAACGAGAAUCAACAGUUCAGGACAACUCUUCUACAACAUCAUCAAAAUUUAAUUCAAAUUAUCCAUUUGGUCCAUGCAAAGUGUGUGGUUUAACAAAUCAUAGAUCGAUUGCAUGUUUUUAUCGUAAAACAACUGGAUGCUUUAAUUGCGGCGGUCGUCAUGCCGUCCGUGAUUGUAAACAUCCACCACAUUUUCAUUAG